AUGGGCAUCGGAUCCACGAAAAUCGAGAGCCAUGAGGAGCUGGAGGUCGGCAAGCGUGUGGUCGUCAUGGUGCACGGCCUGGCCUCUUGUGCGCUCCAAGCCUGUGCGACAAAGGGGGCUAGCUUCCUUUGCGACCAUUGCGAUGGUGAGGAUGAGCAUCCACGAAUCGUGUUUGUCAGCAUCUCGGAGAUCCUCAAAAGACCCCACAUCAUGAAAAGCCUGGGCCUGAAGCUGGAGCCAGCGACCUCCAGGGCUGGGGUGGAGACAGUCAAGACCAGCACUGGGUACACCAACGUUGACGUGCAGCCGGUGCGUGGUUUGGAUGGCAUUCGGACACUGAAUCCUGGGCCCGAGUCGUCUGUCACACCCGUGUAUCUUUGGCACAACCUCAUCGAGCACUUGUCCCCGAACUACAACUGCCUGGCCUUCAACUAUGACUGGCGGAGGUGGGGCGAUCUGCUUUUCGUGGACGAGCUGCAAAAGCAGUUCCAGCAGACCAUCGAGCAUGCAGUGAAGAUCGCAGGCGGUCUUCCGGUCACCCUGAUCGGCCAUUCCAUGGGUGCUCAGGUGAUCAACUACAUGCUUGGGGUGCUCGGGGAGCAGUGGACGGAGGGACACGUCUCCGACACCGUGUUAGUUGGACCAGCGAACAUGGGCUCUCCGUCCGUUUUCGCUGCUUAUGCGAACGGUCCCAGCCAGGUCGCGCAUAGCACUGUCAUUCCAGUGGCAGACAUUGCGGAGGUGCGCAUCCGCGACGUGGCCUCCACCUGGCCGGGAUUGCUCGCUGUGAUGCCGACGAAGCUAGCAGGCUUUGAUGUGUUUGAGAGAAAGCCCGUGGCCAUCCGCCACGACGAGCGGGAGUACCAUGCUGAGGACUGCGUCCCCUUCCUCGAAGAUGUCCAGACGUGCGAGGAUGAAGAUCCAUUGGGGAUUUAUGACGAGGACCAAUCCAUCCACGAGAAGGUGCGGCGCUAUCUGGAAGACUUGAACCUGGUGGAUGCCAGGAGGGUUUGGGAAGCAGGAUUCGCGCUGGCACCACGGAUACGGCGCGGGAUUGA
Molecule: messenger RNA, 1058 nt
Organism: Symbiodinium necroappetens
Lineage: Eukaryota; Dinophyceae; Suessiales; Symbiodiniaceae
Source: the annotation of a GenBank genome assembly